AUGUCACAAUUACCAAAUUCUUCACCAUUACUAUUAGCAACACCAAUACCCGGCUCUGCUGCAAGACGUGGACAUGGACAUAGAAGAUCGGCAGCGAUCUCAGGGGAUUUCGAUGCUAUGGGUCUUGGGCUCUUUUCGCCUCCCGGAGCCACAACUGGAACCGGCAAUACUCCAUCGAAGAAGCUGUCACUUCCCGAUUUUGAUAUUGACAAACAUUUCAAUUUUAAUAAUGAUGAGGACUUUACAGAUGGAAACAAAAAUGUGGAUUUUUCAUUUCCAAACGCAUCAACUACUCCAAGAACUUCAGCCAGUGCAAAUUUCCUCCAUUCGGCGUCCGUACCUUCUCCAAGGAGCUCCGCUGUUUUUACCUCACCUCCUAAAAGAUUACUGCAUCAUCACUCCUUCAAUAGUUUGAACUCGCCAAUACGCCUCGGAAGAAAAGCACAAUCCUUCCAUAUGCCUCCGAAGACGAGAUUUUUCUUAACUGAAGAAACGCAAUUGAACAACGAAAGUGGAGUGCCAGACCCCGUAAUUGAUCUUGACGAAGUAUUAAGCGCAAACUUACAUAUUGGAGAUCAGGGUGGUUCGAACAAUAGUAGCAACACAUAUUUACCCCAGCCACAACCUGUCACUUCACAUACCCAUGGCCGUAGCCAAAGCUACGGCCACACCUCUUCAAAGGAUAAUACCUUUGCAUCACCAAUGGUAGUGGCUCCUUUUGAAAUGUACCCAGAUGAAAACGAUUGUGCGCUGUUGUCCUCUCCUUGUUUCAAACUGUACCCAAGUCCCUUCAUCUCAUCUCCUUUAUCCACGAGUAACAAUCCUUUAUUUCAACAGCCGAUUCAAGAGAUGGAUCAAUUUACAGAUGAAUUAGAAGAAGUGAUGGAAAUUGAGCUACCAAAGGAAGAAGAGGGAGAAGCUUGUAGGUUAACUAACUCAGCUUCAGUCUCUGACUUAGAACAGGACAUUUUUCCAAACCCUCAAUCUGCAUUAGUUGGGCUUUAUUCAAACGACUCUGCAAAUUCUUCUUGUUCGUCGUUAAGAAGUAGCAAUACUACUAGAAAUGUAUCUAACCCGUUAAUCGAGAAGACUUUUUCAAACGAUUCAACAAACAAUUAUUCGAAUCUGAAUAUUAAUACUCCACCGUCUUCUCAUUCAAAUCAUCAUGGGAAGAGAUCAGGAGCAAAGGCGACUCGAUACCAAUCAUUUUACGAUCAAUCUUAUAAGAUUUCAAAUGCUUUGAAAAUUUCAUCUACAGAAAGCGUUAACAUUGUUCGUACUACGAGUAAUGACAGUGGUGGAAGCGGCGUUUUCCCUAAGGAGAUAAAGAUAUUAGGACAUUCGUCAAGUUUGCCAAGUUUAAAGACAGUUCUGAAUAAAAGAAGUAAUCAAAAAUUAAGAUUCAAUGAAGUUCGAGUUACUAGUGGCGGAUUUUCCGGUAACGGCGUUACAGCAGCUAAUGUUUCUGUUCGUAAACUAUCCCCACCUGUUCAAGUUAAUACAAAGGAAUCGACCAAUAGCAUUCAUGCAACCCCUAAGACAAUGACUGGAAGCUCGACAAUCCUGGUAGUACUUCCUCCAAUGAACUCGGGCUCCAAGAAUGUUUCAAAUUCGCCAAUCAGCAUUAAUUCAGAGGUUUCAUCGACAAUCAUUUCAUCGAAUGCUACAAUUCAAUCCACGGAGCACUCUUCACUUCAUGAACAACAAACGAAUUCAUUUGCAUCUAAGGACUCGGAACAACAUACUAUAACAGAAGUUAUUCCUACGCCACUAAUUGUAGUAAGCAACGAAGACGAUAUGAGAAAGAAGCCUUCUCCGAUCUCGAUUCCUGAUAAAACGAAUGGCAUAGACUCAAAUCUGACGAAGAGUAUUAUUGUUCUAACUGAUAAUACAUCGCCAAAUAAGAAGACGAAUCCUACUUCUGCAAUUUCACCUAUAUCUGCAUCAUUCCCAUUGAAUUCUAAUAACUCAGUUUCGAACUCAAAGGAGGCCAGUAAGGCUUCCUCGCCAUCAAGUGAUGUUUCCUCAAGACGACCAUUAUCCCCUCAAGAGAAAUCUUUUCUCAAACAAACGCAAAUUCCUUCAUUUAGAUCACCUACUAAAUCUAAGAAGGAUACGUCGUCUUCUUCUUCGACUUCUAUUGCUUCCACUUCUACUAAUCAACAAGUUGGUACUACAGUUAAAUCAUCGAGGUCGUCUCUGUUUUCACUGUUGCAGAACAGGUCAAUUCCACCACUUCAACAACCUGCAUUAUCUAAUAAUCGCCUGCAAAAUUUAAAUCACACAUUUGCUCACAGAAAGUCGCACUCAGUGACAUUAUCAACGGGUCAAGAAAAUGAGAAUGAUGACUUAAGAAGUUUGAGGCUGAAUACAGGUAAAAGAAACAGUAGAUUUAUCAAUUGGUUAAAGAGGAAAUAUUAG
Molecule: messenger RNA, 2421 nt
Organism: Dujonia railenensis
Lineage: Eukaryota; Fungi; Ascomycota; Pichiomycetes; Serinales; Debaryomycetaceae
Source: the annotation of a GenBank genome assembly